ACGUGCUCGCCACCGUCUUGCCAUCUGCCGCCUGCCGAGCGAAGCGCAGCAAAUAGCGGAGCGUCCGCCUUGGAAGGCUUGAGGCUUGAGAGCUCGUACGAGUGGCUGCUCGACCCCCGAGUGUGUGUUCUGCAGCCAGCGGUAGCCCACGACGCACUAGGCAUCCCAAGUACGACUCGAUUUUGGCCAGUUCCCGCAACCCCGGGUACUUCCAGCACAACGCACAACGAUGGCCGCACGCUCGCCCGACCACAAAAUUAGCAGCAGCCGCAGCAUACCCACGAGGCGCGUUGUCAUCAACGACGCCAGUCAGCUGCCCAUCGACUACAGCUCCACGCCCGGAGGCACCAUCUUCUCCACGACCCCCGGAGGCUCUCGCAUCAUCUACGACCGGAGCUUCCUGAUGCAGAUGCGCAACUCGCCCGUGGCGCGCACGCCACCCAAGAACCUGCCACUCAUCCCGGGGGUGACGGUGUCCUGCAGCCCAGAGUCCAAGCUGGCCGCACAGCCACAGAAGCCCGUGGAAAACGGCACCGCCUCGCCCGCCAAGCCCCCCUCCAAGCCCGAGGGUUCCGGGGACGAGCCACAGUUUGCGAUGGACAUCUAGUCCGACCAAGUGCCAAGGGGACAUGCCGCGGCCGCUGCCCCCUCUCGACCCCUCACGCCUUCCGGGGCCGGCCAAGCCAUUUUUUGAGAAGACACCCAAGAGAGGCCAUCUCGAGGGGACACGGGGGACGCUCAGCUUUCCAAGGCCCUCUCCUCAAGGGUCGCGGCACCUAGCUCUUUUUAUAAUUGACUUCCCGACAUGAAACAAGUCGCCUAACCUCCAUUGUUUUUUUUUUAAUUUUUAUUUGUUUGAUUUGCUCGCUCGGGCUUUUUCUAAUGUCUGCUCACCGCCAGGCAAGCGUUCGACCCACUCCGGUUGCAGGUGUGCCGGCAACGUCUCGUUGUGCUUUGUGGCCCACUUCCAAACGUCCAACCAACGCCGCUCGCGGACACGGCAAAGUUUGUAAGCAACUUUUGUGACACUCUGGUGUUGUCGUCGGUCGGUAAACGAAUGUUUGUUGAUGUGCGGCGCUCCGGAGUGUAACUGUGCUUCCGGAAGCCACUUCUACUGCAAGCGACGUUGGUUGGGCGUUUGCCCUGUGGGGCUGGUCGUUGGUGUCGUGGACCAACAACAGAGAACGUUUGUUGGCGGGCGGAACCAGGAGUCUCCGACGAAGUAUGUUCCCCGUGCUUGCGAACGGGGCUGGUUGAAUUCUUAGGAGGUGGCAACCUGCACAGACACUUCCAGAAAGGCGGGACUGUGUUGCAGUCCUCUCCAGAUUUGAGAUCCUCCCCACAUCCUCUCCCAUUCUGGCGAGUUUGGGAGGGGAGAGUUUUAUUGGGGCAGACGCACCCAAUUGCGUCGAAGCUUAGUGCGCGUCUUUGUUUUUGUUCUAAAGAAGGAAAAGUCUUCUCUGGCGUGGUUUUAAGUUUUUGUUUCAUUGCUGUUACGGUGUUGGACGCGAAGAAUUCUGGACGCAAUUUUGUUGGAGUUUUUAGUUAAAGAGGGCGAGCGAAAGGCAACGAGAGUUGUGAAUUUUUGUUGACUGUUUUGCUGACAGGUGUCGUUAGCAUAGUUUGGGGAGAACAAAAGCAAGUUUGUUGUUGCAUGCUCCAGAUUGGAGCACUUUUCUUUUUUUCGAGUAUGAGCGAACAUUUUGGAAUCUGUUGUCGGCUUAUUUCCGAGCCACUCUUGAAGUAUGCAAUGGAUGUGUCGGGAAGGCUGUUGUUAAAUGCGAAGAUGCGUGGGUAAAAAACAUUGGUAAAAUAAAUAAAAAGUAAAAAAUUGGGACACUCAA
Messenger RNA from Ixodes scapularis (black-legged tick), 1844 nucleotides. It is a transcript of the gene Thor, whose product is annotated as eukaryotic translation initiation factor 4E-binding protein 1. Gene Ontology annotation, biological process: negative regulation of translational initiation. The transcript has 3 exons. Gene Ontology annotation, molecular function: eukaryotic initiation factor 4E binding. The record is from RefSeq and is a predicted model, not a curated record. Bases 230 to 607 code for a protein of 125 amino acids. NCBI's taxonomy places the organism in Eukaryota, Metazoa, Arthropoda, Arachnida, Ixodida, Ixodidae. Gene Ontology annotation, cellular component: cytoplasm.